Molecule: messenger RNA, 549 nt
Organism: Homo sapiens (human)
Lineage: Eukaryota; Metazoa; Chordata; Mammalia; Primates; Hominidae
Gene: RPS18
Product: ribosomal protein S18
Exons: 6
Coding region: 46-504 (152 amino acids)
Biological process (GO): translation
Cellular component (GO): cytosolic ribosome; cytosolic small ribosomal subunit; ribosome
Molecular function (GO): RNA binding; nucleic acid binding; structural constituent of ribosome
Source: RefSeq, marked reviewed
CUCUCUUCCACAGGAGGCCUACACGCCGCCGCUUGUGCUGCAGCCAUGUCUCUAGUGAUCCCUGAAAAGUUCCAGCAUAUUUUGCGAGUACUCAACACCAACAUCGAUGGGCGGCGGAAAAUAGCCUUUGCCAUCACUGCCAUUAAGGGUGUGGGCCGAAGAUAUGCUCAUGUGGUGUUGAGGAAAGCAGACAUUGACCUCACCAAGAGGGCGGGAGAACUCACUGAGGAUGAGGUGGAACGUGUGAUCACCAUUAUGCAGAAUCCACGCCAGUACAAGAUCCCAGACUGGUUCUUGAACAGACAGAAGGAUGUAAAGGAUGGAAAAUACAGCCAGGUCCUAGCCAAUGGUCUGGACAACAAGCUCCGUGAAGACCUGGAGCGACUGAAGAAGAUUCGGGCCCAUAGAGGGCUGCGUCACUUCUGGGGCCUUCGUGUCCGAGGCCAGCACACCAAGACCACUGGCCGCCGUGGCCGCACCGUGGGUGUGUCCAAGAAGAAAUAAGUCUGUAGGCCUUGUCUGUUAAUAAAUAGUUUAUAUACCUAUGGC